AUGGCGCAGACGGUGCGACGUGCCAUUGAAGGACGGUAUCCUUCAUGCUAUUUACCAAAUAGAUUAAAAGAAAGAAGAGCUAAAGCUAGGGCAUUAAGAUUACAACAGCAAAGUAAGCCAGAUAAACCGGAAGACUUUGUCUGCUAUUCAGAUAGUGAUAGCGAAGAAGAAACACCAGCACAGCAGCAUCGGAUUCUAUCAACCUCGUACAACUUUGUAGAUUAUGUUCGCUCUAGAGAAAUUCAGGCCCCUGAGCCUCGCUCAGUGGACCCAUCAUAUGCAACUCGCCAUAUGCUCACUCAUGAUAUGUUCCGUGAAACACCAGUCAGUUUGGGUAACAUGAACAAGGUGUUCUGUUCCCAAUGGCUCUCCGAUAGGCAGGUUGUCUUUGGGACUAAGUGCAAUAAGUUAAUGGUGUAUGAUGUGAGGUCUCGUUCAUUAGAUGCAAUCCCCACACUGCGGCCUCGAGCCCCAUGGCCAGGCGCCGAACACCAAACAGGAAUACAUGCAUUGCAAAUCAAUCCAUCUAGAACAUUACUAGCGACAGGUGCGCGAAACUCAUGUGAGCUAGCCAUAUAUAGCCUGCCAACACUGGACCCGCUAUGCGUAGGAGAGGCGCACAAAGACUGGAUACUAGACAUGUGUUGGCUGGACGAUGAGUUCUUAGUGACCGGGUCGCGGGACUCGAAGCUCGCGCUGUGGCGCGCCCCCGCCGGGCCGCCGCAGCGCGCGCCGCAGCACGACUACGUGGCGCCGCUCGCGCUGCGCGACUGCCGGGCCGGACAAAAAGUCCGCGCGCUAACAUUCAACAAGAGCUGGCGCGAAAUCGCCGCUUUGACACUGAACGGUUAUAUCCACGUUUUUAACGCGGAGACUUUCCGUCAGACACUUUCAAGAAAGCUGCCGUCCUGUCAAGAUCUCGUCUGUCUCGCCACACAGGAGAGCGGCAUGUACGCGAUCGGGUGCAAGUCGUACACGCUGCUGCUGGACUGCCGCACGCUGCAGUCGGUCAAGAAGAUCACGUCGCGCUACAACGGCUGCGGCAUCCGCUCCGCCAGCUUCCGCGGACACAUGCUCACCAUCGGCACCGGCCUCGGUUUACUGAUGUUCUACGACGUGAGGGCGGGAAAAUAUCUUGAGAGCAGUAUUCACUCUUCAAAAACCGUUACACUCAAGGCUUCUAGGGGAUAUGUGUUCCCCGACGAGGAGGCGGACGGGUUCAACCAGGUGAAGUACGUGCCGGCGAUCUACACGCACUGCUACGACGACAGCGGCACGCGCAUCUUCACGGCCGGCGGCCCGCUGCCCGCGCCGCUCGUCGGCAACUACGCCGGCCUCUGGCAGUGA
Molecule: messenger RNA, 1347 nt
Organism: Parnassius mnemosyne (clouded apollo)
Lineage: Eukaryota; Metazoa; Arthropoda; Insecta; Lepidoptera; Papilionidae
Source: the annotation of a GenBank genome assembly